AUGGUCUAUUCAAAGUCGUUAGUAAUUGCUGCACUCAUUUCGAUUAUUUCACCAUGGGUUUGGAUAGGGUUUCAGAAUGCCCGCCACUUUGAAAUCAAACCAGUUAAAUCAAUCCCGGUAUCAAUCAGCUUUGAAAAAGACUCAGAAUACUUUAAUUUUCCAGAUUUGGUCACCGCAACACAAAUACAAAUUGAUAAUGAACUACGAUAUAUUACAAACAGUUCAGUGAGUGUGCAACUUGUUGAUAAUUUGAAUGGCUUUAAGAACCACACAAAGUACUCUAUCGAGUUGGUUUUAGCACGAGACAACUCUCUUGGCAUAUCUUCUGACGGAUUAAAAGGGUAUGUGCUAUAUUCAUACGAGGCAAUACACUCCAACGACCUUCCUUAUUUGAUUGUCCAAACUAUAUUGUACCAUUUGUUAAAGUUUGAAAUCCAGCUAGACGAAACAGCUGUAUAA
This is a messenger RNA of Candida dubliniensis CD36, 459 nucleotides long. RefSeq lists its product as uncharacterized. The coding region runs from base 1 to 459 and encodes 152 amino acids. NCBI's taxonomy places the organism in Eukaryota, Fungi, Ascomycota, Pichiomycetes, Serinales, Debaryomycetaceae. The record is from RefSeq and is a predicted model, not a curated record. The transcript has a single exon.